CGCAGAGAAGCAGCAGCUCAGGGGGAGGGGGCGGUGAUUCAGGGACCGGACGUGACGCAGCGAGGGGUCAGGCCGCGCAAGCCGGAAACCCUGCAGGCGGCGAAGAUGGCGGAGAGCAGCGGUCGCGUCGGCAAGAGCAGCGGGAGUGGCGCGGGCAAGGGGGCGGUGUCGGCCGAGCAGGUAAUUGCUGGCUUCAAUCGCCUGCGGCAGGAACAGCGGGGCCUGGCAUCCAAAGCAGCUGAGCUGGAGAUGGAGUUGAAUGAGCAUAGCCUAGUGAUUGAUACACUGAAAGAGGUUGAUGAAACCCGAAAGUGCUACCGCAUGGUUGGAGGUGUGCUGGUAGAACGGACUGUCAAAGAGGUGCUGCCUGCCUUGGAGAAUAAUAAGGAGCAGAUACAGAAGAUCAUUGAGACACUUUCACAGCAACUUCAAGCAAAGGGAAAAGAACUCAAUGAGUUCCGGGAAAAGCACAACAUUCGUCUCAUGGGGGAAGAUGAGAAGCCAGCAGCCAAGGAAAACUCAGAAGGGGCUGGGGCUAAGGCCAGCUCAGCUGGAGUGCUGGUCUCCUAGGGACCAAGGCCUCUGCAUUUUUUUUUUUUUUUUACCCUGACUCCCACUGAUACUUUUCUCUUUAUUGUUAUUAUUAUUGUUAUUUUCUCUGCUAUUGUAAUAUUUUGUUUUUGUUAAUUAAAUGUUUUGAUCAGAAUGCUUA
This is a messenger RNA of Castor canadensis (American beaver), 712 nucleotides long. It is a transcript of the gene Pfdn2, whose product is annotated as prefoldin subunit 2. NCBI's taxonomy places the organism in Eukaryota, Metazoa, Chordata, Mammalia, Rodentia, Castoridae. Gene Ontology annotation, cellular component: prefoldin complex. Gene Ontology annotation, biological process: protein folding. The record is from RefSeq and is a predicted model, not a curated record.